CCAAAAAAAAGUGAAAAGAAAAAGAAGGGUCCAUUCCAUUUCCAUCAUACCAAAAAAGCAAAAGCUAAAGAAAAAAAGCAAAAAAAAAAAAAAAGAUUAAAAAGAAAGAAUUCAAACAAGAACAAGGGUUUUCUUCUUUGUUUUCUUUCUUAGUGAAAAAAAUAAUAAGAAAAAAAAAAUGCAGAAUCAACAACAGCUACAGACACUGAUGCAAGCUGGUCAGAUUUCAGGGAGUUUGAGUUUUAAUGGUAAUUUAAGUAAAGAAGAUGAAGAAAUGUCAAAAUCUGCACUUUCAACUUUUAAAGCUAAGGAAGAAGAGAUUGAAAAAAAGAAACUUGAAGUUAAGGAGAAAGUUCAAGCUCAGUUGGGUCGUAUUGAAGAGGAAACUAGACGUUUGGCUAUUAUUCGUGAGGAACUAGAAGCAUUAGCAGAUCCAAUGAAGAAAGAAGUUUCAACUGUCCGAAAGAGGAUUGAUAUUGUCAACAAGGAGUUAAAACCCCUGGGCCAGACUUGCCAGAAGAAGGAGAGAGAAUACAAAGAAGCUCUCGAGGCCUUCAACGAAAAACACAAGGAAAAAGUACAACUUAUAACAAGAUUGAUGGAGCUGGUGGGCGAAAGCGAGAAAAUGAGGAUGAAGAAGUUGGAGGAGCUGAGCAAGAGCGUAGAAACGAUUCGUUGAAAGAUAAAUCACCUUUAAAAAGCUCAUCAGUGACGACUAAUUAGGCUUGUGUGAUAUAUUUAAGAUCGAUAAUCGAAAUUUCUAUUUAUUAUAUGGUUGUUUUCGAGUUUGGUGGGGUGUAUUCUUUCUUCUUAUUUUCGCGCUUUAUGCCGUUCUCUGUUCAUUUUUAGGCUUUUGAAGGAUGAUGAUCUAAUUUUAGGUGUCAAAAGGGAAAUACCCUUGUAAACAUGUUUGUAACUAAAACAGGUCUUCUCUCAAGCUGUGGAUUCUUUGGUUCAA
Messenger RNA from Solanum stenotomum, 958 nucleotides. RefSeq lists its product as uncharacterized. The transcript has 4 exons. NCBI's taxonomy places the organism in Eukaryota, Viridiplantae, Streptophyta, Magnoliopsida, Solanales, Solanaceae. The coding region runs from base 179 to 679 and encodes 166 amino acids. The record is from RefSeq and is a predicted model, not a curated record.